AUGUCGCAAGACACAGGACUUUUCAGUAUUAAACGCCCCCGCGAGACUCUGGGAAGCGUGCAAAAUUACUCAUCACUUCCGCAACCCUCGUCAGCCUUGAAGCGCACCAGCUCAAUUGGAUUCCAAAACCCCCCUUUCACCUCCCAGCACGCGCGCUCGAUGUCACUAUUAAAUUCUGUAGGCCGUCCCCAGCAGCCGAACUUCCAGCGAUCAUCUUCAGGAGGAUUCGGUGCAGAUCCCGGGCUCUCAUCUGUCAGGCGUUCUGUCUCAAGCAAUAUCUUCCAUGGAGCUGGCGCUGGACGUCCAAGUUUUGCUCCAGGCUCGCUGUCUUCCAAUACGGCCUCUCAGAACCUACAAAGACGAAGCAGCGUGUUCUCACGACCUUCUACGGGUGGUGCUAUGGGCCAUCAGUCAUUCUUCACACAAGUCCCAUCGGCCGCAGGCGUUCCCAGAGAUCCGCGACCUCUUCGCGACAGGUCUUUUCAGGCUCGAAUCUCACAGGAGCUUCUAGAGUACCUGACCCAUAAUAACUUUGAGCUCGAAAUGAAGCAUUCACUUGGUCAAAACACUCUUCGAUCACCAACUCAAAAAGAUUUCAACUAUAUCUUCCAAUGGCUGUACCAUCGAAUCGAUCCUGGAUACCGGUUCCAGAAAGCCAUGGAUGCGGAGGUUCCACCAAUUUUGAAGCAGCUACGCUACCCAUACGAAAAGGGCAUCACCAAGUCCCAGAUCGCGGCUGUUGGAGGUCAGAAUUGGCCUACAUUUUUAGGAAUGCUACAUUGGUUGAUGGAAAUCGCACAAAUGAUGGAUCGAUAUGUCCUAGGGGAGUAUGAUGAGGCGUGUGCGGAAAUGGGAGUGGAUGUUUCGGGAGAUCGGAUUAUCUUUCGUUUCCUUACAGGUGCCUACCAUGACUGGCUACAGGGUGGAGAAGAGGAAGAUGACGAUGCCGCCGGGCAGAGGCUAGUUCCUCAUAUCGAGCUCAUGGCCCAAGAGUUUGAGAAUGGUAACGAGAAAUACGUGAACGAAAUGACGUCGUUGGAUGCUGAGAACCGGUCACUACGCGAUCAAAUUGAAGAGUUGGAGAAGAAUGCCCCGGACAUGGCGAAGCUCGACAAGCAAUUCAGGAUUUUGGAGGACGACAAGAGAAAAUUCGAAGACUACAUUCAAAAUGUGCAAGGCAAGAUCGAGAAAUACGAAAGUCGCAUCAAUUUCUUGGAAGAGGAGAUCAAGAAGACAGAAUCGGAACUGCAAACCGCCGAAGAAGAACGGGCGGGACUUCAGGCUAGCGUUGAUCAGCAAGGCCUCACGAUUCAGGAUAUUGACCGCAUGAAUACCGAAAGGGACCGGCUUCAAAAGAGUCUCGACGACACUAUAAAUCGGCUGGAAGAGACACAUGCACGAGUGAUGGCCAAAGAAUCCGAAGCAAGCGGGAAACUCGAAGACUUAGAGGAACUUGUCAAGGCCUAUAACACGCUUGGAUACCAAACCAGCCUUAUCCCUUCAACAGCCGUCAACGCUAACGGCCAGGAGUAUGAGCUCAGUCUGAACGUGAACGAACGCAGCUUUUCCACGUCACAAAUCGGAGGCGUCCCUAGCAGGAUCUCCCCUGAAGCCGACAGACUUCUAGCCGAACCUUUCACAGGAUAUCACCCAGCACACUUGCUGAAUUUGGAUCUGCGCGGCAUGGUUCGCAGCAAUCUGCAAACACUCCGGAAAGACAUAAACGAGCGAAGAAAGCGUGGCAUUGAUGCCGACCUGGAGAGACGGAACCUGUUGGACAACAUCAAGGAGGCCAUGGAUGAGAAGCGAAGCGAGGUCGAGGCUUUGGAACAUAAGCGACGUACGGCGGAGGAAGAGUUUGAGCGACUCAAGGAAGUGACGACCACCCAGAAACUCGCCUCAGAUGCACAGAUCGAGAAGAUGGAAAAAGAGCUAGCCAAAAUGCGAGCCACGAUGAGUGAGAGUGUUCAGCUAAUGGAGCAGCGUGAAAUGAACACCAAUAUUGAGUACGAGCAGCUUACACUCCGAGCCAAUGCGCUCCGGGAAGAGCUGCACACCAAUGUGGAAAGCAUGUUGAACGACAUUAUCCGGUUUAAGGUCCAUGUACAGAAAGGCUUGGAGGAUUACGAAAACUUUAUUGUGGACGAAGUGGAACAAGAGCUGGGCGGCGACGGGCAGAUGGCCGAAAACGCGCCUCUCUCCACGGAGGAACUUUGA
Messenger RNA from Aspergillus puulaauensis, 2217 nucleotides. It is a transcript of the gene NDC80, whose product is annotated as kinetochore-associated Ndc80 complex subunit NDC80. Gene Ontology annotation, biological process: attachment of mitotic spindle microtubules to kinetochore. NCBI's taxonomy places the organism in Eukaryota, Fungi, Ascomycota, Eurotiomycetes, Eurotiales, Aspergillaceae. The record is from RefSeq and is a predicted model, not a curated record. The transcript has 2 exons. The coding region runs from base 1 to 2217 and encodes 738 amino acids. Gene Ontology annotation, cellular component: Ndc80 complex.